Molecule: messenger RNA, 2992 nt
Organism: Phycodurus eques (leafy seadragon)
Lineage: Eukaryota; Metazoa; Chordata; Actinopteri; Syngnathiformes; Syngnathidae
Gene: rlig1
Product: RNA 5'-phosphate and 3'-OH ligase 1
Exons: 7
Coding region: 109-1089 (326 amino acids)
Biological process (GO): response to reactive oxygen species
Molecular function (GO): RNA ligase (ATP) activity
Source: RefSeq, a predicted model, not a curated record
UCUCAUGCUUGGCUCAAUCAAAAUAUAAACAUUUAUUCCCCCUCCAAAUAUUUUCAUCUAUUACGAUAUCUGUUCACACUUUUAUUUAUUUUUGAGAGGUGUGGCAAAAUGCGACGUCUCGGCUCGGUCCAGCAGAAGGUGGCGUGUGUUUUUAUGACGGAAGUCAAGGAAGAACCGUCGAAAAAACGUGAUUGCCAAGGAUUUCAGGUGGUUGCCACCACCAUCUUGAACCCUGCCGUGCUGGAAGUGGACAUCAACUCUGCGCUGGCCACCGAAAAACUAGAUGGUACCUGCUGCUACGUUACGCACUACAAAGGGAAACCACACCUCUGGGCUCGACUGGACAGGAAAGCCAAUAAACUGGCGGAGAAGAGAUUCAAGAAAUAUCAGUAUUCUCACAGGAGCUCUAAAGGUUUCACGUGGAAUGUGGAGGAGGACUUUAAGACCGUGCCGGACACAUGGAUCCCAGCUCACCAAGUCAAACAUCACAACGGUCAUCCCGUCCCCGAUGAACACGGACACAUUCCAGGUUGGGUUCCGGUGGAGGAUAGCAACAAACAGUACUGUUGGCACUCAUCUGUGGUGGAUUAUGGUGUGGGGACUGCGCUGCUUCUCCGUCCCGUCGCCAACAAUGACUACGACACAUUGGAAAUCGCUGCUGUGCCACUGACAGACCUCCAGGAACAAACAUUGGAGCUGAUCGGUACCAACAUCAACGGGAACCCUUACGGCUUGGGGUGUAAGAAGCAGCCUGUUCACCUCCUAGUGUCCCACGGGAGCAUCCGCAUCCGGAACCCACCAUCGGUGGAUUUCCAGCAGCUCUACUCAUGGUUCCGCAGCGGCACAGGGGGCCUUGUGGAGGGUAUCGUAUGGCACUGCAGCGCCGGCUCACUCUUCAAGGUUCACCGCCACCACCUGGGUCUGGAAUGGCCAGCCGAGGGCACUCACCUGGGCAACAAGCCGACGGUGGUCCGUGUGAGUGGGACAACGAUUGCAACGGGCGACAACAGCAAGAGUCUGUUCGCCUCAUUCUCGCGCUUCAAUGGACACCAUUUCAGCCGCCUGCGUGACAUCCACUUUGACUUGUGAAUACAGUCCACAACAUAUUCAAAGGCAGACAAGCAUUCACAGCCUUCACUUAGCUUUCAGCUAGCCUAGCAAUUAAGAAUAUAUAUAUAUAUAUAUACACACACACACACAUAUAUAUAAAUACACUUAUACAUCCAUCCAUUUUCUGAGCCGCUUCUCCUCACUAGGGUCGCGGGCGUGCUGGAGCCUAUCCCAGCUGUCAUCGGGCAGGAGGCGGGGUACACCCUGAAUUGGUUGCCAGCCAAUCGCAGGGCCCAUACAAACAAACAACCAUUCGCACUCACAGCCACACCUACGGGCAAUUUAGAGUCUCCAAUUAAUGCACGUUUUUGGGAUGUGGGAGGAAACCGGAGUGCCCGGAGAAAACCCACGCAGGCACGGGGAGAACAUGCAAACUCCACACAGGCGGGGCUGGGGAUUGAACCCGGGUCCUCAGAACUGUGAGGCUGACGCUCUAACCAGUCGCCCACCGUGCCGCCUACUAAAUAUUUACUUUUGUGGUUAUGCAGUAUUUCCACAAACUGUGGCCCGAUAAAAAUGUGGCGCUCACGACAUUGUCAAGUCAGUCACGUAGCUCCACUGGAACAUGAACAUGAAUGCAGACAAAUUGUGGAGCGACCAAAUCGAAGAGCAUAUUACGCAAAUUAUCCUUGAAACAACAUCUUUGCAUCCUGUUAAGAAGCAAGUCAUGUAGCUUCACUGAACACAGACAUUGUGAAGCGACCACGACUGAGUCUACUGGAAUGCUAAUCGAUGCUAAAGAUAGGAAAUCUUUGCUUAACACAAUCUCACCUUUAAUAUUGCAGAUAGGACAGAAUAAAUUAAUCACAUAACUCUCCGGAACAUAAACAGGGACGUACACAACAUUGUGGAGCGGCUGCACGUCAGAAUCUACAGGAACACUAAUCAUCUCUGCGAAAUGUAGGAUAAUUUUAAAUUAUUGGGCUGCGCAAAUUAGUCAGGUUGCUCGAUGGAAUGUAAACAUGGACACAUACAACUUUGUGGAGCGACUGCACAUCAAAGUCUACUGGAACACUAAUUGUCAAAAAAGAUGCCGUAGCUGUAGAAUGAAAGAUCCGGGUGAGACUGGGCUGAAGUUGCGACACACACAAAGCUGUGGCGUCACCCCAUCACUCCCCUAAAAUGUUGACAAUUGCUAAAGACUGUAUAUACGCAGCACAAGAUUACCGGUAUAUUUAAUAUUGCAAACUUUGAGUAGGUCCCCAAAGACCCAUGAACGAACACAUUGUGCAGCGACUGCCUACUGUCGAUUGGAGCCACUACUUUCUUUUCUUACUAUUCUCUGUUUUGUGCUUAAUUACAAAGUUUCAACUGUUAGAAAAGAGAUACCAGACAUUCCACCAUGGCCAAACCUGCCAACAAACAUGAGCUCCAUGGUGGAGGCAAUAGUCUUAGUAUUUGGCUUCAAAAAGACACAACUUUGGUUUUUGUUUACAAAAAAAUGUUAUUCCAGUUCAUGGAUGGUGUUUACUCUGUUGAAGUCUAUAACUAUUGCAUACAACGUAAACAACAGCUUCUCUUGGUGUUAUUCUCUGGUUGUUGCGGGCCCCAAACUAAACAUGGCGUAUUCCCUCCUUGCUGUACCUCUCUCUGGAUAUCAUUUCUAACACUCUGCGAACAGACAAGUUCACUCUGCAGAUCCAUUUCAACUCUAUUUGCCAGAUUUGGAGCUGUCGUAAAUCACUGUUCUCUCGUUUCAACUUGGAACAGCUUCCUUGAGGGUGCCUAAAAAAAUGAUGUUUGCUGAUUGCUUAAUUUCCGAAAGUCGCUAACUUGACACACAGGCUAUAUUAAACUGCACCACAUUGGUUUGAAAAGUAGGCAAAUUAUAACUUUUUGAAUACUGUAUUGUACCUUAAAGUGUAAUACAAUAAACAAUAGU